AGCCGCAGUAACUCGGUCACCAGAGCUGAACCGCAGCAGAGAUAGCAGCAAGCAGGCACUUCCACGCUGCGCAGGCUAACUCGCUUUGGGCUUUGGUUCGAGAUGGAGACCCGUAGGACCGUGAGGAGCUCCAGCGCUCACAACUUCAAGAGUGGACUGUCCCUUUGGUUGAUUCUGUGGCUGGUGGUGGUGAAGCCAGGCGGGGUUUCUGCAUGUCCCAGGCUGUGUGUGUGUUACCCUACGCCCAUGACGGUCAGCUGCCAGUCCCAGAACCUGACCAUGGUUCCAGCUGGAGUACCCUACGACUCCCAACGAGUCUUUCUACAGAACAACCGCAUCACAGAGCUUCGCGCAGACUCCUUUGGCUUCGAGACACAGGUGCUUUGGCUGUAUGGAAACAACAUUACAUGGAUUGAGGCCGGCGCCUUCAGUAACCUGAGGAUACUGGAGGAGCUGGAUCUGGGUGACAACCCCUCGCUGCGGCACCUGGAAGGUGGAGCAUUCAGGGGGCUGGAGAAGUUGCAGAGCCUGCACAUGCAUCGCUGCAAGCUGGCCACUCUCCCCCAUGAUAUCUUCCACAAGCUGUAUAGCCUUCAAUUUCUCUACCUGCAGGAAAAUCAACUCCAUUUUCUGCAAGAUGACCUGUUUUCAGAUCUGGUCAACCUGACCCAUCUCUUCCUGCAUGGGAAUCGCAUCCGUGCCCUCUCUGAGAAUGUCUUCAGAGGCCUGGUCAACCUGGACCGCCUCCUUCUCCAUGACAACCGCAUCAAACAGGUGCACCGUCGGGCGUUCCGCGAUCUGGGUCGUCUGACAAUCCUUUAUCUUUUCAACAACUCUCUGGCCGAGCUGCCAGGUCAGACCAUGAAGGAUACCCAGGGCAUCCAGUUUCUGCGCCUCAACAGCAACCCCUGGUCCUGCGGCUGUGAGUCCCGUCCCCUCUGGGAGUGGUUCCGCAAAGCCCGCAUCUCAUCCUCUGAUGUCGUGUGCACCUCCCCAUCUCAGCGUCGUGGCCAGGACCUCCGAUUCUUGCGAGAGAUGGAUUUUGCCCUCUGCCCACUGCCUGAUCCAGGCUCCCUCGCUGGGAGCACAACAACCACCUUCAGCACCAAGACCCGCUGGUGGUUCUCCAAGAACAAGCCAGCAUCUUCAUCGAAGGCCUCAUACAAGAAGAGCUCAGAGAGUGUGAAGACCUUACCCAUCUCCCCUGUAAAGCCUCAGUAUCCUCCCAAGAAGCCCGCUGAAACCUUGCCUAUCAAGUAUGAACUGUCCGAGGACGAGGCAGCUCUUCCCAAGCUGGAUCUGGAAGAGUACUGGGCCAACUAUGGAAACGAAGACUCUUCUAUUCGCUGCAUCGACCUGGACUGUGCUCCCAGCUACGACAGUGAAGGAUUCCCCUCACCCUCCUCUCCAGCCACCGCUCCAUCCCCACUCCACCUCCUCUCCUUCUUCAUAGUAACACUCCUACUUCAUCUCCUUUUAAGUUGAACUGUUUUCUCCACUUACACCUUCUUUUUCCUCUAGAGUUUCCUUCUGCUCUUUCUUGUUAACAGUAAAGAAAUUGCGUCUUGAUUCUCUUCAAUUGCCUCCCACACAUUCAGGAGGGAUGAUUCAGUGAUGCAGGAGAUGAACGAGGCAGCAAGGAGCUGUUUCACAGAGCAGAGGUCAGAUUAGCUGAAGCAGAAAGGGCUACGUAAGUGCAAGUGAUCUGGUGGAGUCUUCAAAUACUACUUGUGAUGUCUCAGUUCAAACUUUGUAGGCUACAUGAUCCAAUGAUUAUCUAAUCACAAUUUAUAUCAUAGUAGUUGCAUAGAGGAGGGGAUUCACAGUCAGUUUGGCACCACCAGAAAUUAGAGAAAUAUGCAGAUGCUGAGAAGUAAUGGGAAUGAUGAAAAAGUUCAAAAUCUUACCAGCAAACAAGCACCUGUAAAUACAGCACAACAUCACUGUAGAUAUACUCAUUCCAUAUUGUACAUAGACCUUACAGGAUUUGUACUUUUAGUAAGAACAGUUUGUAUUAGGUCCAUAGAUUUGGAAUGGAAGGCAGCCUAAUAACAUGUGUUUGCUUGUACAGUUUCCCACAAUUCACUUUACGCUUACUUGCUUUUUUGUUGUUUCCUGGAUUGCUCUCAUCUUUAGUCUGUUAGAUUAUGUUUGUACAACUUGUUUAUGUGUUUCUAACCGGAACAUUUUAGACAAAAAGAAGAAUUUGAUGUAUGAAUGGUUCUGGAUCAACAAAUCCGCUGGUUCUUCUGGUUUCACCAGCAUGUAUGCAAAACAUGGUCCAACAGAGCAUGACAAUCAACAACAUAUAUCUGUUUAUUCCAUGAUGGAGCUGCAGCUUUCUGUCUCUAUCUGUAAAAAAAAAUGUUACAGUAAUGGAUCAACCCUGUACUGUCAAUCAAGGCCAUAUGUUUGUGACCAGCCCCCCAUGUUUCAUCUGAAUCAUGUCAGUUAGUGUCUAAACUGAUCAUAAAUUAUACUGUGAUGUUGCUGGAUUUUUUUAUUUUUCAAUGGAAGAUGCAAUUGAAGUGUGUUGUUUAAUUAAAAAAACCUGAAUUCAUAAAGUGA
Molecule: messenger RNA, 2568 nt
Organism: Girardinichthys multiradiatus
Lineage: Eukaryota; Metazoa; Chordata; Actinopteri; Cyprinodontiformes; Goodeidae
Gene: rtn4rl2b
Product: reticulon 4 receptor-like 2b
Exons: 4
Coding region: 103-1485 (460 amino acids)
Cellular component (GO): plasma membrane
Molecular function (GO): protein binding
Source: RefSeq, a predicted model, not a curated record